Molecule: messenger RNA, 3349 nt
Organism: Calidris pugnax (ruff)
Lineage: Eukaryota; Metazoa; Chordata; Aves; Charadriiformes; Scolopacidae
Gene: RASAL3
Product: RAS protein activator like 3
Exons: 18
Coding region: 1-3309 (1102 amino acids)
Biological process (GO): regulation of GTPase activity
Source: RefSeq, a predicted model, not a curated record
AUGGAGGUGGAGACCCCCCCCGAGCCCCCCACUCUACUGAAGACCUACAAAUGGCGAACGGCGGCACCCGUGGGUGACCGGGAAGCCGAGAAGGCCACCGGGCCACCCGGCCACCGGGCCACCGAGUCCCCGGGCAGCCGGCGCUGGACCCGCUUGCAGGGCUGGAAACGUUCCUACAGCCACCCCGAGUCCGAUGGCCACCAGGAUGGGGCUGGGAGGGGCCACUCCGGUUCUGGGGGGACACCCAAGGCCACCCCCCGCCGGUCCCUCUUCCAACGGGCGUUUUCGGCCCCCUCCAAGGGGACCAAGGAGCCGCGGGGACCCGAGGGUGGCAGGGCCACCCUGCAGAAGUACCUGCGCUCCAUGUCCAAGAGGAAGGGGCACGGGGAGAGCGGUGGCCCCAGGGCAGAGCCCGUGGCCCAGGAGGCCGUUCCAGUGAGCACCCAUGGGACUCCGGCACCCGACGCCCUGGUGUGGGACGUCUCCAACUUCUCCUUGGUGGAUGGUCACUUGGUCCUGGUGGGCAGGGACGAGGAGGCCUCGUGCCGCAGCAGGACCCGGACGGGGAGCUCCAUCUCCGACAGCACCAACCUGCACGGGGCGGGCGGCCGGAGGGACCCCGGCCACGUGCUGUGCACGAGGAAGUGUGCCAGGCGGUCGUGCAACCUGCACCAUGUGCUGGUCCCCAGCCGCAGCGGUUCGCGGGAGUCGCUGCUGCCACCCCCCAGCCUGGCAGAGCUGGACCUCACCGGGGACAACGUCAUCGUCCGGCCCGUCCACGGCAGCAUCGUGGGCGAGAAGUUCUGCUUUCAGAUCAUCACGGGCGAGGGCAGCCGGUCCUUCGGGUGCACCUCCUUGGCCGAGCGCGACCGCUGGAUCGAGAACCUGCGCCGCACCGUGCAGCCCAACAAGGACAACUGUGAGCGGCUGGAGCUGGCCCUGAGCCUGUGGGUCUACGAAGCACGGGACCUGCCACCUCGGCGGCGUCUCCGUUGCCACCUCCACCUGGACGGCACCCUCUUCGCCCGCACCACCGCCAAGGGGGCCGGCCCCGACGAUUCAUCCACCACCCGCUGUGUCCCCCUUGUCCCCCACCACCCACAGGACAACUGUGAGCGGCUGGAGCUGGCCCUGAGCCUGUGGGUCUACGAAGCACGGGACCUGCCACCUCGGCGGCGUCUCCGUUGCCACCUCCACCUGGAUGGCACCCUCUUCGCCCGCACCACCGCCAAGGUGGCCGGCCCCGACGGCGAGCUCUUUUGGGGUGAACUCUUCCAGUUGGCUGCCCUCCCGCCCUCCCGCGCCCUCACCCUCGCCCUUUGCCGCGAUGACCACCCCGGCCAACCGGUGGCCUCCAUCACCAUCCCCUUGUCCGAGCUGGCGGCCGCCCGGCAGCCCUUGGAGCGCUGGUACCCGCUGAGCGCUCCGGCGGGAGGUGAGCGGGUGCCGUCGGUGAGGGUGCGGGGCCGUUACCGGGAGGUGCAGGUGUUGCCCAUCGUGCGCUACAAGGAGUUGGCCGAGUUCAUCACCUUCCACUACCGGGAGCUGUGCGCCCGCCUGGAGCCCACCAUCGCCGUACGGCACAAGGAGGAACUGGCCGGCGCUUUGGUCCGCGUCUUGCAGAGCACUGGGAAGGCCAAGUCGUUCCUCAUUGACCUUGGUGUGGCCGAGCUGGACCGUUUCGACGACCGGGAGGCGCUGAUCUUCCGUGAGAACACGUUGGCCACCAAAGCCAUCGACGAGUACAUGAAACUGGUGGGGGGCAAGUACCUCCAGGACACGUUGGGUGAGGCCGUGGCCCAGCUCUGCACCUCAGAUGACAGUUGCGAGGUGGAUCCCAGCAAAUGUGCUGGCCUUGACCUCUCCGACAACCAGAACAACCUACGGCAGGUCUGCGAGGAGACCUUCCAGCGCAUCGCCACGUCCUGCGAGGCCUUCCCAGCAGAGCUGGGCGAGAUCUUCGCGGCCUGGCAGGAGGAGUGCGCGGCGCGGGGCAAGACCCCCAUCGGGCAGCGCCUGGUCUCGGCCUCCCUCUUCCUGCGGUUCCUCUGCCCCGCCAUCAUGUCCCCCAGCCUCUUCGGCCUGGUCCAGGAGUACCCCAGCGAGGCCACCGCCCGUACCCUCACCUUGGUGGCCAAGGUCAUCCAGAACUUGGCCAACUUCACCACGUUUGGCGAGAAGGAGGCCUACAUGGGCUUCAUGAAUGAGUUCUUGGAGCACAACUGGAGCACCAUGAGGGACUUCCUGCAGAGCGUGGCCAACCCCGAGAGCAGCGUCCACAUGGCCACCUACGACGGCUACGUGGACCUGGCCCUGGAACUCGCCACCCUCCACCUCCUGCUCUGUGACAUCUUCUCCAGCCUAGACCAGGCCACGCAGGAGGAGCUGGAGCCCCUGCCCACCAUCCUCACCGCCAUCAAGGAGGGGACCCCUGUCCCCGUCUCCGUCCGGCUCAGCUCCACCAUGGAGCGAAGGUACCGCCCAGCAGAGAGCUUCAAACCAGGCUUCGUGCCACCACGGGACCUGAGCAAACACAGUCCCCUCAUCAAAAGCCAGUCCCUCAUCAGCAUCCGCCGCGUUCGGGGCCGGGAGGAGGGACCGGAACCAUCACCGGCACCGGUACCAUCACCGCCACCGUCCAGCCGGGAACGCCGGAACGUGCAACGCACCCAGAGCGUCCCGGCACAGAACAAAGCCACCCGGCGCCUCCGCAAGCAGAGCAGCGUCGAGCACGUGGAGAGGCCACCGACCGAGGACAACCCAGGGACACUCACCCACCGUGACGCCCCGGGUCGCGGGAAGAUUCGCUCGUCGGUGUCGCUGCCGCGCAAAUCGACGGUGCCGUGGCAGCGCUACGCGGAGGAGGCGGCGGUGGCCCAGGGCGAGCUCUACGCCAUCCACCCCCUGGAGAAGCACGGGCGGUUGAUCGAGGGGUUGAGGAAGGAGGUGGGGGAGAACCAGGAGAAGAUUCGGUUGAUGGAGAUGAAGGUCGGGGAGAUGGAGGAGCAGCACCGGGAGCAGCUGGAGAGGCUCCGGAAGCAGCUGGAGGAGGCCAACGCCCGGGCGGCAAAUUUGGGGGCCAGGUUGACGGCGGCCGAGGGCACCAGGAAGAAGGAUCUGGAGAGGCUGAAGAGCAGCGAGGAGAAGAACCGGGAGCUGGAGAGACGGCUGUCGGCGCUGGAGAGGGAGCAGGCGGAGCUGCGGGGUGCCAUGGCCCAAACCCUGGGCCACCCUGGCAGGACGGGACGGCGGAUGGUGGCACGGGGCUGGGACGAGAGCGGUGACGACGCUCAGGCCACCAGCGUGUGACCGGCUUGUCCCCAACAUGUCCCCAGUGUCACCCCACCAU